UUGAAUCAACCCACAGCCAUAGCCAACUUGCUUCCAUGACAGCUGAUAGAUAAUCCUUGCUGAAAUCAUAAGAAAGCAAUAAUAACGUCAGUGGAAAUCCAACUCUGCCUGCUUGAGUCAUGGGGAACUGGGGGGAGCUACUUCUUGAUGGUCACCCUGGUGAAGGAGAACUCCAGAAAAAUGUGGGCAUCGGUAAAAGAUUCGGUAUAGAGUCUAAGAAGUUAUGGAUGAUAGCUGGUCCCAUUACUCUGGGAGCCAUUUGUCAGUACUCAUUGAACGCUAUCACAUUAACUUUUGUUGGUUUUGUUGGGGAGAUUGAACUCGCCGCUGUCUCCAUCGGUAACUCUGUCAUUUCUGGCCUUGCAUUUAGACUCAUGUUGGGAAUAGGGAGUGCCCUGGAGACUUUAUGCGGACAAGCAUUUGGCGCAGGACAAAUAAGGAUACUUGGGAUAUACAUGCAGAGAUCAUGGAUAAUCGUUGUUACCACUGCCACCAUUUUGCUUCCCAUUUUCAUAUUUGCUCCUCCUGUUCUUGAGUUUUUUGGAGAGACCACUGUCAUCUCUAGGGCUGCUGGUCAGCAAUAUUAAUAUAGAUCAUAGGACUUCCCAUUCUCUUAACUGUACUUGGUUAAUUCUCAGGCGA
Coffea arabica (coffee) is the source of this 642-nucleotide messenger RNA. RefSeq names its product protein DETOXIFICATION 33. Lineage: Eukaryota; Viridiplantae; Streptophyta; Magnoliopsida; Gentianales; Rubiaceae. Gene Ontology annotation, cellular component: membrane. Gene Ontology annotation, biological process: transmembrane transport. Gene Ontology annotation, molecular function: antiporter activity; xenobiotic transmembrane transporter activity. The record is from RefSeq and is a predicted model, not a curated record.